AUGUACAAUUUCAACAUUUCCGCGCCUGGUAAAGUGUUAUUAUAUGGGAAUUCCCAAGAAAGACCUAAGCAAGCUUGGGUGAUAGCCAGCCUGAAUAUACGUACUAAACUCUCAUUCGCUUUGCUACCUCCAAGAGUCGUCCCGAACGAAUAUAUCCAACUAGAUUUUUCCAGUAUUAAUUUACAGAUGAAAAUACCACUACGUACAUUCCUCAUAUAUUUCUUUUAUAAAAAUUUCAAUCGUCAAUGUCCUGCACGUCAGAUUUAUAAGCAAGUUAAGAAGUACGUCCAAAUGUUAAGCGGAUGCAGAGGCAAUUAUGAUCCAAGCGAUCUUCGACAUCGGUUAAGCUUAGAAAUGUUUUUCUUCCUGCUCGUUCUUAUUGCCUAUGAUCAAGGUAUUAAUAUAACAUCCACUUUUAUCGUAAAAGUAUCAACGAAACUGCCAAUGGGCUACGGUCUGGGCAGUUCUUCAUCGUACGCCGUAUGUCUCGCGGCGUGCUUUUGGCGUUGGUCAUUGCUGCAAAAAGGGAUUGCUCGUUUCGAAUUCCUUAAUAAAGAGCUUGCAAAAAUCGCGGUUUAUGCUGGUUGUUGUGAUGAGAAGAUAUAUAAUACCUUGCGCCCGGUAGACACUUCCGUAAUUGUAAGGGGUGGUAUAACAGUAUUUGCAAACAAUGCAACGUUGAAGACGUAUCGGCGUUUUACGAGCAUAAAGAUCUUGCUGGUCUAUUCAAAAAUUAAUAAGAACAUCAAUAAAGAUUGGAUAAUAAAUUUCAACAAAAUCCAAAAUCUAAAUCUGAAAUCUGAAUCUAUUAUGAAUAGCAUCGACAAUUUAUCUCGGACGUCUAUUGAUGUAUUUGAAAAGAUGAAGAAUGAUACGGACAAUGUUAGUGUCGAAUUAGAUACCUUUCCAGAGAGUUACUAUGAUGAAUUAGCGGAACUAGUCCGUAUGAAUCAAGGAUUAUUAAAGGUAUUAAAUGUACCGCAUGGAAAUGUAGAUCUUGUUUGUGCAAUUGCGCAGGAACAUUUUUACAUGGGAGUAUGA
Molecule: messenger RNA, 1041 nt
Organism: Pogonomyrmex barbatus (red harvester ant)
Lineage: Eukaryota; Metazoa; Arthropoda; Insecta; Hymenoptera; Formicidae
Product: mevalonate kinase-like
Biological process (GO): isoprenoid biosynthetic process; cholesterol biosynthetic process; isopentenyl diphosphate biosynthetic process, mevalonate pathway
Cellular component (GO): cytosol; cytoplasm
Molecular function (GO): mevalonate kinase activity; ATP binding
Source: RefSeq, a predicted model, not a curated record